Heteronotia binoei (common prickly gecko) is the source of this 2348-nucleotide messenger RNA. It is a transcript of the gene TBCCD1, whose product is annotated as TBCC domain containing 1. Gene Ontology annotation, biological process: maintenance of centrosome location; maintenance of Golgi location. The transcript has 8 exons. Lineage: Eukaryota; Metazoa; Chordata; Lepidosauria; Squamata; Gekkonidae. The record is from RefSeq and is a predicted model, not a curated record. Gene Ontology annotation, cellular component: spindle pole centrosome. Bases 91 to 1878 code for a protein of 595 amino acids.
GGAGAGUCGGGUGGCUUCCCCGAGGUUAAAAAAGCGUCGGUCUAGGCGAGUGGCUCUUAGAUAGAGAACCGUGGUUUGUACCUCAGGGUCAUGAGCCUGCCUUGCGCUUAUGCGCAGGCGCGGUGGAGUGGAAGUUCGAAAGCUGCUUGUCGAGAGGCGCCGACUGAGGCGCGCAGAAACCAUAAAUGUGAGGUUCUUAUGAUGGCUAAAAUGGAUCAGUACAAAGUUAAUCUGUGGGUGAAGAUGGAACCUUUCAUAGUGGGAGCUUUGCAAAUCCCGCCUCCAUCCAAGUUUAGUCUGCAUUAUCUGCGAAAGAUGUCCACUUAUGUCCGGAUGCAUUUUAGUGAGGGCUAUUAUCCUUACCUUUUCUGGCCUAUGUGGCGACACAUUGCCUGUGGGAAGCUACAGUUAGAGAAGGACUUGGCUUGGCUAUAUUUUGAACUGUUUGACAGUCUUGUUGAACGGACUGCAGAGGAGCGACUGGAAUGGGCAGAGGUGAUGUCGAGCUGUGCAACUGAGGAGGAAGCAGAGAAGCAACGGAACAAGUUAUCUGUGGACACUCUGCAGUUCCUGCUUUUCCUCUAUAUACAGCAACUAAACAAAGUUUCCUUAAGGACAUCUCUAAUUGGAGAAGAGUGGCCAAAUAUUAAAUCCAAGUCUUAUGGCCUGACUGGAGAAUCCACCAAUCAAAUUAAGAACUGGAAUGACAACUACCAUCAAGCCUUCAUCCAGAAUCACCUUCAGGAUCUUCUAGAACUCUUACUAGAUCCAGACCAGCUCUCUGCCUCCUCUCAUUCCACCCACAAUAGCCUGGUAACUCCUGAAGCUAUUCGAGCUCUCAGCUUUCUGAUUGAAGGGUCUGUGAACAACAACAGGACUGUCCAUCCUUUGCAUGAGCUUGCAUUCUGGCAGCCAUUGCAUGCAAGCAAUGGUUUCUCAAAGAUUUCCAAAGCUUUUUCUUUCCCCAAGCUGGAAUCCUGGUUGAGGGCUUGCCUGACUGGGAACCCAUUUGGAACAUCAGCUUGCCUCAAGUCUGGGAAGAAGCUUGCAUGGGCACAGCAAGUUGAAGGAGCAACCAAGCGAGCUAAGAUAGCCUGCAAUACUCACAUAGUCCCUUCAGCACACCGCAUGGUUGUGAUGAGCCAAGUCUACAAGCAAACACUUGCAAAGAGCUCAGAUACUUUAGAAGACAGCCAUGUAAAAAUUCAUCGCUGCUGUGAGUCCUUCAUUUAUUUGCUGUCUCCACUGAGAUCUGUGAGCAUAGAGAAGUGCAGGAACAGUACCUUUGUCCUAGGCCCAGUGCAGACGGUCGUUCAUCUCCAUAGCUGUGACAAUGUCAAAGUGAUUGCUGUCUGCCGCCGUCUGUCUCUGUCAUCCACCACCAGUUGUACUUUGCACAUUCUCACUCCAACUAGACCACUCAUCCUACUAGGCAACCAAGCCAUAACGUUUGCUCCCUUCAACACCCACUAUCCAAUGCUUGAGGACCAUAUGGGCAGAACCGGCUUGGCUACACUGCCUAACUACUGGGACAAUCCAAUGUUGGUGUGCAAAGAUAACUGUGACUGGAAGGUCUUCAGAUUCCUCUUACCUGCAGAGUUUUACCCCUUUGUUGUUCCAUUUGAAAUGGAAGGUGACACAACUGAAAUACCUGGUGAGCUGCCACCUGCAUACCAGAAGGCACUGAGCCAACGAGAACAGAGGAUACAGGUCUGGCAGAAGACUGUGAAGGAGGCAGGGCUGACCAAGGAUCAGAGGAAGAGAUUCCAGGUAUUGGUGGAGAACAAAUUCUAUGAAUGGCUAGUCCACACAGGCAGUCGUCAGCAACUUGACAGUCUGGUGCUUCCUGCUGCAGGUUCCAAGCAGGCAGCAGGAUAGCAGAACUCUUAAAACAGCAUAAUGCUUUGUUCUGGUGAUCCAGCAUGCCAAGCUGAAGGAGUUUUCCCUUCAAUUGACUGGGGCCAAGAUGAUCAAAAGCUCUUCUGGCAGUGGUAAUGAAUUUGGCUGGUGUCAUUGUCAAGAAGAUGGACUUUCUCCUUCCAUUCGAGCUGUCAUGGCAUCAUCCCUUGCCUGAGCUUUUCUCAGAAAGCCAGAAUUAGUCAGGGCCUUGGGUCUCUUCAGUUGAAAUGGCUGAGAACAAUAUUUAAAUUUGCAGCUUGUGUAUAGGUGCCUGGCAAAGAAGUCACUUGUUAGGAAAAGAAGAGCUAGGUACCAGCUGCUGAGUGAACCUUUCCCUCCUGUUAACUGAACACUGAUCUUUGUAUAAAACUCUCUAGAUGUAUUUUUAUACCAGUUGUUUAGCACUAACUACAAGGUUUAAUUAAAUGGGUAUGGUUUUUUGUGUCAUA